Messenger RNA from Bactrocera latifrons, 5954 nucleotides. RefSeq lists its product as uncharacterized. The record is from RefSeq and is a predicted model, not a curated record. Gene Ontology annotation, biological process: replication fork reversal; double-strand break repair via synthesis-dependent strand annealing; interstrand cross-link repair. Gene Ontology annotation, molecular function: 3'-5' DNA helicase activity; ATP binding; four-way junction DNA binding. Bases 150 to 5825 code for a protein of 1891 amino acids. The transcript has 8 exons. NCBI's taxonomy places the organism in Eukaryota, Metazoa, Arthropoda, Insecta, Diptera, Tephritidae.
AUUUUCUGUUAGAAUUUCGCGGGUGAUAACAUUUGAAGUUAUUUUUUAUUUUGAUGAAGCAUUAGUUACAGAUAAUAUAGGAAUUGAUAUAUUACUACCAUCCUUUCCAGCGGAUUAUUUCAAAUAUAUUUAUUACAUCUUGCAACACUAUGUCCGAUUCAUCAGAUUAUUGGUGUGAUUUGACAYUGGACCAAGAGACCCUCCAUAAUGUGGACGCACCAAAUAAUUCGCACAUAGAAGAGUGUCUAGGGUUUGAUAACAAUGUUGGCGAUUCAUGGCUAUAUCCUAGUAAUUUACCGGAGCGGACCUAUCAGUUAAGCAUAGUAAAAACAUCACUGUUCAAUAACACACUCGUUGUGUUGCCGACUGGGCUUGGUAAAACAUUCAUUGCUGCAGUUGUAAUGUAUAAUAUCUACCGAUGGUAUCCGACUAGUAAAGUCAUAUUUAUGGCACCAACUCGUCCAUUGGUGGCACAACAAUUUGAUGCAUGCCAACGUGUAAUGCCAUUUCCUGAUGAAGAUACUAUAGAGUUGACUGGUAGAUUGCAUCGCAACAGUCGUAAAGAAAUUUGGAAAAAGAAACGUGUAUUCUUCGCAACACCUCAGGUGGUACUGUCCGAUAUGAUUGCCGAUGAAGACAAAUGUUCGUCCGACUCAAAUUUUCCUUUUAAACAAGUAAAACUAAUUGUGGUAGACGAAGCUCAUCGGGCAAAGGGACGAUAUGCAUAUACAGAAGUAGUUCGAGCCAUGGAGAAACGAAAUAAUUACUUUAGAGUGGUGGCACUCUCAGCAACUCCUGGUCGUACGAUGGAAGAUAUUGCUGAAGUGGUACAAAAUCUGCUCAUAUCUCAGAUUGAAGUACGUUGUGACACGUCAGUAGAUGUACUGCCUUAUAUGCAUAAACGGGAUAUGAAAACUGUAGUAGUACAGCUUGGAAAUGAAAUGAAGGAAUUAUAUGCAGAGAUCUUAUCAAUUAUAGAUCCUUAUCUAAAGGACUUAAUUAGUGCUCAAGUAUUAAGAGGAUCGUUGAAAAACAUUUCACGUAAUUUCCUUUUGUUCGAACAGAAACGUUUUCGGGAGAUUAAUCAAAAUGCACAGGAUCAAAAAAAUGUAUUAGUUUCAAAAAAUUUUUCCUUUUGCAUUAGUAUGUAUCAUGCUCUAGAACUAUUGGAACGUCAUGGCAUUCGUGUAUUUCUUAAUUUUUUCGAGAAGGACGAAGAUGGGCGGAGUAAUUUUGUUGUAAAUGUGGAACCUAAAGUACGUAAUUUAUUGGAUCGUUUGCGUGAUCAGUUUGGUCGAGACUCUUUUGAAAUUUUAACAAAUAUGAUGGUUAAUGGUCAAUUCGUUAAAAUGCCAGACAAUUUUGACUUUGGGCACCCAAAGUUUGAGCAAGCAAGAACUUGUUUACUUCAGCAUUUUCAAAUUACACCAAACUCGCGUGCUAUAGUUUUCUGUGAAUAUCGAGAAACAGUUAUGCUGAUGUAUCGAUUAUUGUUACAGCAUGAGACGCUACUGAAGCCACGUUAUUUUGUAGGUCAAGGUGGUAACAUGGGUAGUUUGCGUUCACUAACACAAAAACAACAAAUUAAAAUUAUGGAUGACUUUCGAAGUGGAAAAUGUAAUAUCCUUAUAGCAACCUCCAUAGGAGAAGAAGGUAUUGAUGUUGGCGAAGUAGAACUAAUUUUAUGCUUCGACAUCAAUACUUCUAAUCCACAACGUUUUCUUCAAAGAAUUGGUCGAACUGGAAGGAAUAAACAGGGUAGUGUUGUGGUAUUAGUUACUGAAGGACGGGAAGAGCAAAUUUUCAAAAAUGUAUUAGCUCAAAAAAACCUAACUAAUCCAAGAAUGUUUCAAUCAAUGAUAGUAAAUAAAUCUCUAUAUAAGAAAUCACCACGAUUGGUCCCUACUGAUGUAGAUCCCAAAGUAAUUCGCGUUUUUAUAAAACCUACUAAAUCCAAAGAAAAUAAGGACAUAAAUUCAAAAAACAGAACAAAAAAAAAGGUUACGUUGAAUCCUAACUCAAUGUUUAUGGAUCCCUCACAGCAUGGUGUAGAAACACAGCAAAAUCUUGAAAAAUGUUUAAGAAGAAUCGAUGAAUAUUUCAAUACUUUUGAUGAUCCCGUGGCAUCUAAUACACAGUUGUUAAAGGGAACUACAUGUACGCAAAAAUUUGUUCAUAAAUUGAAUUCCUCUCAAGGAAUAUCUCUACAUAAUUCUCAACGUUUUCGUAAUCUAAAAAGAGUUCUUGAUAAAAAUUCAACUUUAAUACCUUCCAGAGAAAUUAUUACAAAUCCGAUAGAUCAAUUAAAGUCCUCCAAGGUAUCUAAUGAUGGAAAACGUUUUAUUUUGCGCACUCAACCAUCUAUUGUUAGUAAUAUUUUUGAUAAGAUGAAGUUGCUGGAAAUAUUACCUUUAAAACCCGACGAAAUGUCAGACGAAGAAAAAGAUAUCCGACAUUUGUACGACAUUAUUGAAAAACUGUUAGGGGGCGAUCUCUCUAUGGAAAAUUUCAUUGAUGAUGUUGAUAUUGAACACUUAGCUAGACAACGAAUGUAUAGACCUCCCUCUGAUAAUGAUCUAAGUGAUAGUGAGUACAAAGAUGUUUGCAAUACAAUAUUCGAUGGAUUGGAAGAACAAGGACUUUUAUGCGAUAAUUUUGAUUACAUACAAGAAGAGUUGAAGAAAACUAAGUUUUAUGAAGGCUCAUAUCCCAAACUAGAAAGUGACGAUUAUCAACAAAUAUCAUAUUCACCACCAAGAAAUGAUACCGAUUCAAUGGUAUAUGAAACUGUUAUUUUAGAUGAAGAAACUAAAAUCAGCACAUUUGGUGAAACUAGCCGAAAUAAUAAUAAUGGUGAUUAUCAACCUAUAUUACAUUCACCACUGAAUGAUGGCGAUUCAAUGGUAUAUGAAAAUGGUAUUUUAGAUGAAGAACCUGAAAUCAGCACAUUUGGUGAAUCUAGCCUAAAUAAUGAAUCCAUAUAUCAAGCUAAUUAUCAAAGGCAUAAACUUGCAAUAAAAGCAAGUGACAGGUUGACUCCAAUACAGAGUCCUUUAUCAAAAGCUUUUCAGCGGCAGCUUUCAAAGUUUGGAAAUGAAAUUCACACAAAAMGGAAAUCGUUGAAACUGGAGGACGAUCAUUUUGGUACACAUAACAAUGGAGAUAAAUCAUCUGACAUUAUAACAUUAUUUGAGACAUCAGAUGAAGACAAUCAGGUAGAAACAAGGGCCUUGAUCAGUGGAAGUUCAAAAAACUCUGAACCGAAAUGUAUAAAACCAAAUUUAAACAAAUAUUCAAAUGACUGCAAAAAAUUAAGCKUUAUUGGUGAUCCUUCUAAGCAAUUAUCACAAUCAACCCAGAAUGAUUUAGAUGUAGAUGUAAACGAUUUUUUGAAACCAUUUCCUGAAGAAACGCGUGACGAAUCAGUUGACAACAUCCCUACUUUGAAAUCCAAAAUUGAAGAUAGCCGUGUUUUUAAUAAUAAACCUUUUUACUCCUCAAAUUUUAAUUUAAUUCAAAAAGGAAAUAAAUUCACUUCUAACGYGAACUGUAAUUCAGAAGUUUUGGGUUCUAACACAGCCAUAACACCACCAGAAGAACGAAUAGAUCUAUCAGAGCAAUAUAGAAAAUCCUCAACCCUGUUCGCUCCGCUCAAAAAAGAAACUAAUGAUUUUUUAAAAACAUCAACUAAUGUCAAUCCUAAUUUAGAAAUGCAGAGUCCUAGUAGACCCAUAACACCACCAGAAAGAUUAUCAACUCAACCAGAGCUAUAUGAAAAAUCACCAACCCUUUUCGAAUUGUACUUGGAGAAUAUUAAAAGGUAUAAAGGGAACAUGCCGGAACAUAUAAAACAGUCCGUUGCCUUCGCAGAGAAACAGAUUCGCGAAGCAUCAUCUGAUCGGCAUUUAUUUUCAACAACAAAUUUAAGUUAUAAUGAAGAAAAAAAUAUUUCAUCGAGUGAUUCAGGUGAACCGAACGAGAGAGCAGUAAGGUCGGAAACUGGUUGUGAAGAGUUUAUUGAAACACAAAUUCCCAUUUCCGUUUGUACGGAAUCCAUUUCAGACACAUACAGAGAUUCAAGUGUUACUAAUGCAAAGGUAGAAGAAGGGUCUGAAACGGAGUGCGAAGAAAUCACUGGAACGCAAAAGCGGCAAAAUCGUCAUAAUGUGGAUAAUGAUCCUGCAUGUAGUAGCGACGAAUAUAGUGAAAGGCCCUAUAAUCAGUAUAUAAAAGAAAUGAAUUGGAAUGAAUUUACAAUAAAGGCAGGUAACAAGUCGACUCCAGUACAGGGUCCUUUAGCAAAAGCUUUUCAGCGGCAGCUUUCAAAGUUUGGAAAUAAAGUUCACACAAAAAGGAAAUCAUUGAAACUGGAGGACGAUAAUUUUGGUACACAUAACAACGAAGAUAAAUCAUCUGGCGUUAUAAUUUUAUCUGACACAUCAGAUGAAGAKUGUCAGGUAGAGACACAGGCCUUGAUCAGUGGAAGUUUCAAGAACUCGGAACCGAAAUCCAUAAAACCAAUUUUAAAUAAAUAUUUUAAACAAAUGCCUUCAUUAUCAAAAUCAACCCAAAAUAACUUAGACGUAGACAUAAAUAAUUUUUUGAAACCAUUUCCUGAAGAAACUGCUGACGAAUCAGUUGACAACAUCCCUAAUAAUCGACCUUUUUACUCCUCAAAUUUCAAUUUAUUUCAAAAAGGACAUAAACGCACUUCUAACGAAAACUAUAAUUCAGAAGUUUUGGAUUCUAACACCGCCAUAACACUAUCAACCCUGUUCACUCCGCUCCACAAAAAAGCUAAUGAUUUUUUAAACACAUCAAUUAAUGUCAAUCCCAAUUUAAAAAUGCAGAAUCGUAAUAGACCCAUAACGUCACCAGAACGAUUAUCAACUCAACCAGAGCCAUAUGAAAAAUCACCAACCAUUUCCGAAUUGUACUUAGAAAAUAAGAAAAUAUGUAAAGAGAACAUGCCGGAACAUAUAAAACAGUGCGUUGCCUUCGCAGAGAAACAGAUUCGCGAAGCAUCAUCUGAUCGGCAUUUAUUUUCAUCAACAAAUGUAAGUUAUAAUGAAGAAAAAAAUAUUUCAUCGAACGUUUCAGGUGAAGGGAAGGAGAGAGCAGUAGGGUCGGAAACUUAUUGUGACGAUUUUAUUGAAACACAAAUCCCCAACCUUUGUACAGAAUCCAUUUCAAACACACACAGAGAUUGUGUUACUAAUGCAAAUUCAGAAGAAGGGUCUGAUACGGAUUGCGAAGAAAUCACUGAAACGCAAAAGGCUGUUGAUUGCUUCCGAUUACAACGGCAAAAUCGUCGUCGUCUGGAUAAUUUUAUUGAUUAUGAGGCUGUAGCAAGUGGCGAUGAAAGUGACGAUGAAUAUAUUGAAAUGCCAUGUAGUAAGUAUAYAAAGGACUCUAUGAUUGUAUCGAGUGAUGAGUUGGAUACAAUAGACGAAAAUGCACCCACAUCCUCUCAGAUGCAAGCACAUUAUCUUCAAUCCAUUAAAAGCCCGAAACCUAUAGCUUGUGGUGCUUUCAGAAUUCCUCCCUUCCGGGAGUAUAAUGAUCUCAGCCAAAUUUACUCACAAAUGCCCCCGAAAGAACCUUCCCAAUAUGUUUAUGACUCCUUUGUUGUAGCUGAAGAACAUGAUAAAGAAUGUAUGAAAUCACAAAAUGAAACAUUGAGCCCGCUGGGACGAGCUGAACGUAUUUUAAAAGAACAAAAACGUGCACGAAAAAAAUUCAAAAAGGUCGCCCAGUUUAAGAAACGAAAGCGUAUUCACCAGCUUUCCGACAGUUCUGAUGACGACUUAAUUUUUCUUAAGUAAGAGUAUAAAUUUGUAUGUUUUUAUUUAAAAAAUGUUUAGCACACCUGAAACUUUAGUAAGUGAGUAGUAUAAUAGAUAUAUAUAUAUAUAUACAUAUACAAGUAUAAUUAAUAAAAUAUAAAAACUUAA